GUCGCUUCGGCUACAGCCAAUCAACUCUUGGAGUAGACUCCUAUUUUAAAAGGCGAAUCUUUGAAUUGUAACGGCUGAGCUACCGGGAUCACUUGGAGGCUUCGGUCCGAAGCAGGUUUCUGCCUGUGAGUAGGAAGGGGACGUGACUGGUGACAUGGACAGAUGUAAAGAAAACUGUGUCUCCAGGCCUGUUAAGACCACAGUUCCCUUCGGUCCGAAACGCGUCUUGGUGACUGAGCAGACUCCUUCCCAGACCCUAGGAUCUGCUUGCAGUGGCCAGGCCCAGCGGGUCCUGUGUCCUUCCAACUCCCAGCGUGUCCCUUCACAAGCCCAGAAACUUGUAGCAGGUCAGAAGCCGGUGGUAAAGCAGUUGCCCGCUGCCAGUGUUCCUCGACCAGUGUCCCGGCUCAGAAACCCCCAGAGUGAGCAGCCUGCAGCCUCCGGAAAUAAUUCUGAAAAGGAGCAGGCAUCCACGCAGAAGACUGAAGACACAAAAAAAAGGCAGUGGACUUUGGAAGACUUUGACAUCGGCCGCCCGCUAGGAAAAGGGAAGUUUGGAAAUGUCUACCUGGCGAGGGAGAAGCAGAGCAAGUUCAUCCUGGCCCUGAAGGUGCUGUUCAAAGUACAGCUGGAGAAGGCCGGUGUGGAGCACCAGCUUCGAAGAGAAGUGGAGAUCCAGUCGCACCUGCGGCACCCCAACAUCCUCAGGCUGUAUGGGUAUUUCCAUGACGCCACCCGAGUUUAUCUGAUUCUAGAAUAUGCGCCCCUCGGAACAGUCUAUAGAGAGCUUCAAAAGCUCUCUAAGUUUGACGAGCAGAGAACGGCUACUUACAUCACUGAGUUGGCAAACGCUCUGUCUUACUGUCAUUCAAAGAGAGUAAUCCACAGAGACAUUAAGCCAGAGAACUUGCUGCUUGGCUCAAAUGGAGAGUUGAAGAUCGCAGACUUCGGAUGGUCCGUACACGCUCCAUCUUCCAGGAGAACCACGCUGUGCGGCACCCUGGACUACCUGCCCCCGGAGAUGAUUGAAGGCCGGAUGCAUGAUGAGAAGGUGGAUCUCUGGAGCCUGGGCGUUCUCUGCUAUGAGUUCCUAGUGGGGAUGCCUCCUUUUGAAGCAGACACUUACCAGGAGACGUACCGAAGGAUAUCCCGGGUUGAAUUCACAUUCCCUGACUUUGUGACGGAGGGAGCCAGGGACCUCAUCUCAAGACUGUUAAAACACAACUCAAGUCAAAGGCUAACGCUAGCGGAAGUCCUCGAGCACCCUUGGAUCAAAGCUAACUCCAAACCUCCGACUGGCCACACUAGCAAAGAACCAAUGAGCAAAUCAUCUUAGGGAACCCUAGCCCUGAGCACUGUGCAACUGUGAGAAACGCCCCGUCGAAGCUGCCCGUCUGGACUGUCAUGGCUGCCCUCAGUGUCUUGCUGAGCAACUAGUCCUUGGCCUGGUGUCCAGGAAACCCCACCUGUUGCCCAGCCCCCAAGAACCAUGCUGCUUUUCCUGACUUAGUAAUCUGGAGGGAAGGUUCCACUGCAGCUGCCCCCCACCCCGGCCUGUGCCCCAGGGUGUCCUUGUGGGGGUCUCACUGUGGGCAAGUUACCAGUGAUCACCUGUGUCGUAGCUUUCAAGUGCCAGAGUGUGUGUGUAACUUAUUGGGUCACCAGGCCUGGGGAAACUGUUGGAAUGGAUAUGUAACCUUUUAAGUGUCCAAAUAAAGACUUGUAUAGGCGUUGUUUUUAAGUGACACCCAUUCAGGGCCCUCUCGUUUUCAGCCUUCUGAAGCCCACAUGGGCUUCAGACCCUCAACCACUGUUACGGAGCCUGCGCUCCACCUCUGUCUUGAGGCCUGACUCAGGUGUUUCUUCAUGUUAAAUGCUACUUUUUAUGUUGGAGUUCUGUCACGUAUGCAAACUUGUUAAAUAUAUAACUAUAUGUAUAACAUCUA
Molecule: messenger RNA, 1946 nt
Organism: Mastomys coucha (southern multimammate mouse)
Lineage: Eukaryota; Metazoa; Chordata; Mammalia; Rodentia; Muridae
Gene: Aurka
Product: aurora kinase A
Exons: 9
Coding region: 155-1336 (393 amino acids)
Biological process (GO): centrosome cycle; meiotic cell cycle; mitotic cell cycle
Cellular component (GO): spindle pole centrosome; chromosome passenger complex; spindle microtubule
Molecular function (GO): ATP binding; protein kinase activity
Source: RefSeq, a predicted model, not a curated record